Eremothecium gossypii ATCC 10895 is the source of this 1938-nucleotide messenger RNA. Its product is annotated as alpha-mannosyltransferase. Gene Ontology annotation, molecular function: alpha-1,3-mannosyltransferase activity. NCBI's taxonomy places the organism in Eukaryota, Fungi, Ascomycota, Saccharomycetes, Saccharomycetales, Saccharomycetaceae. The transcript has a single exon. Gene Ontology annotation, biological process: protein O-linked glycosylation. The record is from RefSeq and is marked provisional. Gene Ontology annotation, cellular component: Golgi apparatus. Bases 1 to 1938 code for a protein of 645 amino acids.
AUGGCAUUUUUUAGAGGAAGAUUACGGCCUAUUCUCGGGCUCAUUACCCUUGCAAUAGUAGUUAGUACCUGUUUCCUUGGACUCUCGCUGUUAACAGAAGAGUUUAACCAGGGGAUUGUUUCAUCUAUACAUCAGUGGUCGCCACCAUCCUGGUUAGUUAAACCGUCGAAUGGAGCCAAGUCAGUGAAUGAGGCUAAGCCACAGAGUGAGGACAAGCCAUCGAGUGAAAGCAAGCCACAGAGUGAGGACAACUCAUCGAGUGAGGACAAGCCGGAUGAUGCAAAAAGUUCUCUGCUGGACCUGUUGACACAAGAAGGGCCUGAUGUGGUCGCCUUAUGGGAUUUACAAGAGCGUUGCAAGCGAUACUUUGAAUUGACCUACCGAAAAGAGCCCGCUUGGUCUAAUCAAGUUCCUUUCUUAUCAAGGGAUAUCAUAUCAGAUGCCUCGUAUUCCGCCAAGUUAAUGGAAAGAUGGAGAAUAUUUGCGGAUUGUUUUAUUGAGGGAAAUGAGCCUUUAUCGACUACUCUCGAUGGUAGAGUUGACAUAUUUGACUUCCAGCAACGUAUGUACCCCUUUUUGACUAAAGUUCGGCGUUGGGAAGAAAUUUGGCCUAUGAUAACAGAUCUCAAUACAGGAGAACAGUAUCAGCCUGGUCAUUUGAAAGAUGGACAGAGAUUAACUAUUGACGAUAAUUUAUCGUUCUGGAAAAACUGGCAAUUAUUCUCGAAAGGUAGAGGUAUAACAAUUACGGCAGGUGCUGAACAUGUCGAAAUGCUUCCUCGGCUUCUAAAUGUUCUUGAUCACAUCGGUAAUACUCUGCCAAUAGAACUGAUAAAUGCGGCAGACCUACCUCCAACGACCAUUGAUAAAAUUGCUAAAUAUGUUCAGAUGAAAUCUAACCAAACUGUACGCCUGGUCGAUUGUGGCAAAACUUUGGAACACAGCUAUCGCUCAUUGAUUACUGGUUUCCGUCAUAAAUGGCUAGCCUAUAUCUUUAACACUUUUGAGGAGGCGGUAUUCAUAGACCUCGACGCUGUGCCAUUUGUCGAUCUUGAAAAGUUAUUUGAAGUCGAAGGCUACAAGUCCGAAGGCAUAUUAAUGUUUAGGGACCGCUCCUAUGAUGGUGAGAAACCAGAUGAUUGUCCAAAAGCUAUGCGUAUAAUGAUGCCAUCGCCAAAAGAGCAUACUAUGUGGCAGCAUGGAUCAAAUUAUGAUAAGCAGGUAGCUGAAGAUGAACUGACUAAGAAACCAAGAGAUGCUGGAGCAGCAACAUUUUAUAUCAAGUAUAUGGAAGGUAAGUCGUUCCAUAUGGCAGAAAGUGGGCUUAUAGUUAUGCACAAGAACAAGAAGUUACCAUCUCUUCUCAUUUCACUGAUGUUGCAUAUGACCUUCGAAACGCAUUUGUGUUCACAUGGGGACAAAGAGUACCUCUGGCUUGGACAAUUAGUAUCGGGAGAAAACUAUUACGUGGAUCCCCGUCCGCCGGCUAUAAUAGGCGUACCGCAGCUAGUUAGUAAUCAUGGUCAGGUAGAUGAGUAUAAGAUAUGCUCCGCGCAAAUAGCCCACAUGGACGAUGAUGGGUCUAUAUUAUGGGUUAAUGGUGGAUUAAAAAAUUGUAAAUUUGAUGCUGUGGAAAGGGACUUUGAAGAUUACACGGAAUACUUCUCUAAAAAAUACAUCAAUAAAGAAAAUCUUCAGAAGUUUUAUGAUCUUGAGGUGGAUAUGCAGAUGGCAUUCAUUCCUGACUUUGUUGAUAGCGAUUGGGUCAAAGCACCAGAAUGUAGAGCCUUUACAUGGUGCUCAACCAUUAAAGCAGAUUCAAUGGAAGGUGCUGAAUACCAAUCAUAUAUUAUAAAGAAAGGCGACCCUCGAUUGCGUGAAUAUAACAAAAUAGCCGAAAUCUGGAGCAAAGCGCCAUAUCUGAGCAGUAUAGCAUAA